CCUGGUGACAUCGUCCUCUUUCUCCGUCAUACACCACUCUCUUUCUCUUGAGCACGCUCUACACCUGUGGCAUGUCCGCCGAAGCGACAUCCAGCGACAACUCGAGUCCACGAGAUCUUCACUCCGUCGUCUUGCAGACAACGCUGCAGGAGAUCACCACGCGACCGACGGAUCUUCAAGACUGUUGCGUCAUUUGCCUCGAAGAGAUUACAGAAGGCUGCGAGGCGCAACCCUGCCACCACCAUAACUUCGACUUCCUCUGCCUCGCGACAUGGCUUGAACGACAAACAGCAUGCCCGCUAUGCAAGACCGAGAUCAAGGAGGUCCGUUACGAGUUUAGUGACGACCGAAAGCAAUGGAAGACCUUCAAGGCUCCAGAGAGACCCCCGGAUAAGGCUGGAAACACAGCGAAUGCCUCUUCUGCACAGCAGACGAGACGAUAUUACUCUCAAGCCCGCCCACGGCGGCCACGGCUCCAUGCGCCUUCGACGACUCGGUCCAAUCUGUCUCAAGAUGAGGCAAUUACCCGCCGAAGACAUGUUUACCGACAUCAAUUGUACUCGCUGCACGUGGGCUCGAACAGGAUAUCAAGAUACCGAGACUUGACUCCGCAAAUGUUUGCCUCCGAUACAGAGCUUGUCUCGCGCGCGCGUACAUUCCUCCGGCGCGAACUACAGGUCUUUGAGUUCCUCUCGCCCGAUAAUCAUGCAAGGCCGCUAGAUACCGACCCGAUCCGACGUCGCAGAGCCAACAAUGCCGAGUUCUUGCUCGAGUACAUCAUCGCUAUCUUGAAGACUGUGGAUAUGCAAGGCAGCAUGGGCCAAGCUGAGGAGCUCAUUCAAGAGUUUCUAGGCAGAGAGAAUACACGAUUGCUGCUUCAUGAGCUUCGGGCGUGGCUGAGAAGCCCCUACAUGUCGCUCGAAAGCUGGGACCGCGCUGUGCAGUAUCCGGAUGUUACACCCAAGCGGCGACGGUCACAGAGUCCCAACGCAGCUAAUCGCGGAGAAUCGUCCACGACUACCAACAGUAUAUACCCAUCAACCUGGAGGAGAGAUGAGAGACGCAGGCAUCGCAGGCAGCCUUACGAAUCGCGUCGGUCACGGAAUGACCAAAGACUACGAGAGGCGACAGAACGCUACUCGGUUGAUUGAGCACUGAUAGCACGACUCGAACAUGAUGAUACCCAUAGUUGUGGCUUCACACCUAUUUACGGCGGAUCCUUUUGCGGAACUAUUUUGCGCAGUGGAUGACAGAGGAUACAAGCUUUAGACUGGCCUGUGCUUUAUUAGCUUGCAACUUUGCAAGGGCGGCAGGGCGGCAGGGCCCUCGGCGGUGGUAAUGAACAAGGGGCGCACAUAGACUCCACGAAUCAUGAAUGCAAC
This is a messenger RNA of Colletotrichum scovillei, 1382 nucleotides long. RefSeq lists its product as uncharacterized. The transcript has a single exon. Gene Ontology annotation, biological process: protein monoubiquitination; protein polyubiquitination. Gene Ontology annotation, molecular function: ubiquitin protein ligase activity. The record is from RefSeq and is a predicted model, not a curated record. Lineage: Eukaryota; Fungi; Ascomycota; Sordariomycetes; Glomerellales; Glomerellaceae. The coding region runs from base 72 to 1151 and encodes 359 amino acids.